This is a messenger RNA of Marasmius oreades (fairy-ring Marasmius), 369 nucleotides long. RefSeq lists its product as uncharacterized. The transcript has a single exon. Lineage: Eukaryota; Fungi; Basidiomycota; Agaricomycetes; Agaricales; Marasmiaceae. The record is from RefSeq and is a predicted model, not a curated record. The coding region runs from base 1 to 369 and encodes 122 amino acids.
AUGCCCGCUCUCGUCACAGCUGAGGGAUUUCCCAACUACAACAAACUAGAUUUGAUUAUCUUCAAAAAGCAAAUACGGCACGAUUACCUCGCAAAUAAAGACUAUAUUGAAAACUUACAGGAGCAGCGCAAAAUUGAUAUUCCCCGCGAGGGCUCUGACGUCUCAGUCGUCAUUCUGAUGGACUACGGAGAGGUCCCGGUGACAUUUUCUGCGGAACGAGUUGACGUCGCUUGGAGAACCUUUGGGGUGGAGGAAAUGGUAUCCUUCGAUGAAGUUGAUGCUCGGAGUUUAAUAGCGAUUGCGAAAAUUCCGUGGCGCUUCGACAAGCGUCAGCCUUCCAUAGGCUUCCUUCGUGUGCAUGAUAUUUGA